This is a messenger RNA of Suillus paluster, 363 nucleotides long. RefSeq lists its product as uncharacterized. The annotation marks the transcript as partial. Lineage: Eukaryota; Fungi; Basidiomycota; Agaricomycetes; Boletales; Suillaceae. The record is from RefSeq and is a predicted model, not a curated record. The transcript is spliced from 4 exons.
GGAGACGUUGGCGUGCACAAACGCUCUUUUGACAACGCGCGUUUCACCUUUUAUGAUGUUGGCUUGGGUGCUUGUGGGCAGUAUAGCUCUCCGGGUGAUUUCGUAUAUCGUCGCCCUCAACGUCCUCCAAUUGGCGCUGGUUUUCCGGGCCCAGAGUGCUUCAAGUCCAUAACCAUUACCUAUGGAGGAAAAACUGCCCAGGCUACCAUCAUGGAUGAAUGCAUGGGGUGCCCGUACGGCGGGCUUGACUUCUCUGAUGGUCUUUUCAAUUACUUCGCUUCCGCAGCUGAUGGCGUCGUUUACGGAUCAUGGUGGUUUAAUGAUGGCACCAACAACCCUACAACAUCCUCUAGUUCCCAAUGG